Molecule: messenger RNA, 4608 nt
Organism: Trematomus bernacchii (emerald rockcod)
Lineage: Eukaryota; Metazoa; Chordata; Actinopteri; Perciformes; Nototheniidae
Product: contactin-associated protein-like 4
Source: RefSeq, a predicted model, not a curated record
CCUUCAGUCGGGUUUUGGGAGAUCUCUCUUGGAGCUGUAGAGGAGAGGUUGGCCGUCUCUCUCUCCAGCAGUUUUUCUGCAGCCUCCAGUCGCCUCAUCAUGGAUUUUGGGACUAAAAGAGUCGCUGGGAUUAUCGCUCAGGUCGCCCUGCUCCUCUGCAGCUCGUCCGGGACAAACGGAGCAGACGUGUGUGACAGCUCAUUGGUUUCCAAUCUGCCUCCAUCGUCCUUCAGAAGCUCUUCUCAGCUGUCCAGCAGCCACGCGCCGGGCUUCGCCAAACUCAACAGGAGAGACGGAGCGGGAGGGUGGUCUCCUCUCUCCUCAGACAGCUAUCAGUGGCUGGAGGUCGACCUCGGAGAGCGCACCACGAUCAGCGCUGUGGCAACGCAGGGACGCUACGGCAGCUCUGAUUGGCUGACGUCGUAUCUGCUGAUGUUCAGCGACACGGGACACAACUGGAAGCAGUACAGACAGGAGGACAGCAUCGGGUCUUUCCCAGGUAACAGUAAUGCAGACAGUGUGGUUCAGUACAAACUGCAGCAGCCGGCCGUCGCUCGCUUCCUCCGCCUCCUCCCUCUGGCCUGGAACCCCAGCGGGAGGAUCGGACUCCGGCUGGAGACCUACGGGUGUCCUUACACCUCUGAUGUGGUGAGUUUGGACGGCAGCAGCAGUCUGGUGUUCAGGUUGACCCCCGACCCGAGGCAGACGUCCAGAGAGGUCGUCUCUCUGAAGUUUAAAACCCUGAGGAAUUCUGGGACGCUGCUGCAUGCAGAGGGAGAGAGAGGGAGAGGACUCAGUCUGGAGUUAGAGAGAGGAAGGCUGCAGCUGCUGCUCAGACAAGGCAGGACUACUUCCUCUGAGCCCCGGCGUCUCUCCUCCCUCGGCAGCCUGCUGGAUGAUCAGCAUUGGCAUCAUUUAGCGGUGGAGCGGCGCAGCGCUCACCUCAACCUCACUGUGGACAAACACACGGAGAGUAUUCAGAUCCCUGCAGAGUUCAGCCACUGGCACAUCCAGCAGCUGAUUGUCGGGGCAAUCCAGUACCCCGUCUCAAAGAGGAACUUUCAUGGCUGCCUUGAAAACCUGAUGUACAACGACCUCAAGCUCAUAGAGUUAGCCAAACACAAAGACCACCAAGUUACUGUCAUGGGCAAUGUCACCUUUUCUUGUGCUGAGUCGGUAUCCGUCGCCGUGACCUUCCCCGGACCCCAGAGCUUCCUCCAGUUGCCGGGGGCCACGCCGUCGUCGUCAGGGGGCGUGUCCGUCGGGUUCCAGUUCAGGACGUGGAACAAGGCGGGGCUUCUGCUGACCUUUGACCUGCUUCAGGGAGGGGGCGUGGCCUGGCUCUACCUGAGUGAGGCCAGAGUCCGGCUGCAGGUCCAUAAAGCUGGCAGGGCGCUGCUGGAGCUCAGUGCAGGUUCUGCUCUGAAUGACGGUCAGUGGCAUUCGGUGGAUCUGAACUCCAGGCGAGGUCGUCUGAGCAUCAUCGUGGAUAAAGAGGAAGGAGGCAGCGCUCACGCCACUCCUUCAUUUCCUGUCACUGUAGAAAGUCACCUCUUCUUUGGUGGUUGUCCGGCUGAAGAGGACCGUCAGGAAUGCAAAAAUCCCUUCAACAUCUUUCAGGGCUGCAUGCGUCUCCUCAGUGUGGAGAACCAGCCCGUGGACCUGAUGAAGGUGCAGCAAAGGCUGCUGGGAAACUACAGCCACCUGCAGAUCGACAUGUGUGGCAUCAUUGACAGGUGUUCUCCCAGUCGGUGUGAACAUGGCGGCCGCUGCAGUCAGUCCUGGACCGUCUUCCACUGUAACUGCUCUGACAGCGGCUACAGCGGAGCCACCUGCCACAGCCGUGAGUACGGACAGUCCUGCGAGGCGUACAAACACAACGGCAACACGUCGGGACAUUUUUAUAUCGACGUGGACGGCAGCGGACCAAUCAAACCGCAGCUGGUGUACUGCAACAUGACAGAGGAGAACACAUGGAUGGUGAUCCAGCACAACAACAGCGAGCUGACCAGAGUGCGGCCGUCUCCAGAGGUAAACCAGCACUCAGUUCACUUUGACUACUCCACUGAAGAAGAGCAGCUAUUGGCCGUCAUCAGCCAAUCAGAGUACUGUGAACAGGAUCUGUCCUACCACUGCAGGAAGUCCCGCCUCCUCAACACUCCAGAGGGCUCUCCGUUCAGCUGGUGGCUCGGGGGUCCCGCUCCCGGUCGUGUCCAGUCUUAUUGGGGGGGGGCUCAGCCGGGCAGCCAGCAGUGUGUGUGCGGGCUGCAGGGAGACUGUGUGGACCCUCAGCACUACUGCAACUGUGACGCUGACCGCACCGAGUGGACUGAGGACUCUGGGCUGCUCACCCAUAAGGAGAGCCUCCCUGUCCGGUCUCUGUUGCUAGGUGACGUCAGGAGGCCGGGGUCAGAGGCCGUCUACAGGGUGGGACCGCUCAGUUGUCAUGGAGACAAGAACUUCUGGAACGCUGCGUUUUUCGACAAGGAGACGUCGUACCUCCACUUCCCGACCUUCCACGGAGAGCUGAGCGCGGAUAUCUCCUUCCUGUUUAAAACCACCGCCUCCUCCGGUGUGUUCCUGGAGAACCUGGGCAUCAGAGACUUCAUCCGGAUCGAACUGAGCUCCUCCACUCGGGUGGUUUUCUCCUUCGACGUCGGUAACGGGCCUCUGGAGGUUCAUGUGGAGUCAAUGGUGCCGCUGAACGACAACCGGUGGCAUCGAGUCAGAGCGGAGAGGAACGUCAAAGAGGCGUCGCUGCGGCUGGACGGACUUCCUGUCGCCACACAGGAAGCUCCGGCUGACGGACACCUCCACCUGCAGCUCAACAGCCAGCUGUUCAUAGGAGGCACAGCGUCCAGGCAGAAGGGCUUCCGGGGUUGUAUCCGCUCCCUGCAGCUGAACGGCGUCCCCCUGGACCUGGAGGAGCGGGCGGAGAUCACCCCCGGGGUCCAGCCCGGCUGCCCGGGUCACUGCAGCAGCUACGGCUCGCUCUGCCAGAACCAGGGCCGCUGUGUGGAGAGAGCCAGCGGCUUCCACUGCGACUGCGGCCUGUCGGCGCACACUGGAGCCUUCUGCCAUACAGAGUUGUCGGCCAGCUUCCAGUCGGGCACGUCGCUGCGCUACACCUUCAAGGAGCCGUACGAGUUGAGCAGGAACAGCAGUGCCCUGCCGUCCUCCAUCUACUCGGACCUGACGCUGAGAGGAGAGAACGUCUCGCUGAGCUUCAGGACCAAUCAGAGCCCGGCUCUGCUGCUCUACGUCAGCUCCUACUACACCCAGUACCUGGCCCUGCUCAUCAACAAGCACGAUAAUCUGGAGGUGAGGUACAAGCUGGACAGCAGCAGAGACGCUGAGGUGUUGAAGAGCAAAGUGAAGAGUCUGGCAGACGGAGAACUCCACACCGUCACCAUCAGGAGACUGACUGACUCCGUGUCUCUGCAGAUCGACCAGAACCCCAGAGAAGACUUCAACCUGACAUCAGACGGAGAAUUCAACGGCAUCAAGACGCUGGUGCUGGGCAGAGUGCACGACUCGGAGGAUCUGGAUCCAGAUCUGUCCAGGUUGGCGUCUCUGGGUUUCUCCGGCUGUCUCUCGGUGGUCCGCUUUAACUCCAUCAGCCCUCUGAAAGCUGCUCUGCUGCACCCGGACAGCAGCCCCGUCACCAUCUCCGGACCUUUACUGCAGUCCAGCUGCGGCUCCUCGGCUGCAGCCAAUCCCUACGCAGCAGAGAACACACACCACCUGUCAGAUCAUUCUGGUGUAGUGGCUUCAGGUCAACCUUUAGUCAAUGCCAUCAGGACUGACUCGGCUCUAAUUGGAGGGGUCAUAGCGGUGGUGAUCUUUGUGAUUGUGACCGCCCUGGCGAUAACGGCCAGAUUCCUCUACCGGAGAAAAGAGACGUACCGGAACCAGGAAGUGAAGGGAGUCAAACAGGAAGACAGCCAGGAUUUCCAUUUCAACAACCAGACGGACCCCCAGAACGUCUCCUCUGAAAACCCAAAGGAGUAUUUCAUCUGACCGACGGCCUGAUGACCCGGGACUCUGCUCUGCACUCAGAGACACUCAGAGACUCCACUGGAAGGCAGGACAAAGGAACAAUUCACACAGAUGUUUCUCUGUCUGUACAUAGUGUAGAGACCGAUACACACAGGCAACAGUGCUGGACUUAAUAUGUGUUGAUACUCUUGUAAAUAUUCAAAAAUCUAAAUGUGAAAGUGAUGUCUAAGGCCAAUUCAUGUCCUUUCGAAAAGGUUGCACAUGAUCGUUUAUGAUUUACAGUAUUUAAAGCCAACUUUAUUUCAGUGAAUCAGGGCAUCGUGGCUGAUGCACGUUUAUAUUAGGAUAAGAAAUGGAUGUUAGCUUAAUUGGAAAUGUUUGACCCGUAAUGAGGAAGUUAAGAAGAUUGCUUCUGUGGUUUUAAUGUCUUUUUGUGGUGCAUCGGGAGAGAAAUGGCAUGCCUGCAGCAGCCUGCAAACAUCCACCAAACACCGAGACGUGUUUUGAUGAUUUUCUAUCCCAAUUCAGCGACUGAAUUAAAAAAGAUUUUCCUCCAGCAACAUCUUGCUAUCACAGAUUUUUGGUGUUAACAAGUGGCGCCUUCAAAGU